AUGUCAUCGACUUGGAUCGAUCAGGUCAGGUCAUCGCAUAACCUGCAACUGGCAGCCACAGCAGUUGCCUCUGGCCUGCUGGUUGGCAGUGCGAUUUUGGGGUUGCAAAAGGCAAAGCAAGAGUAUCGUGUUUCUGAUCUCAAGAGCUCGAUUCCUGAUCUUGACAAGGAUGAGAAUGUCGUCCAAAUAAACAAUUUCGGCGGUGCUGUGCAAGAUGGCUCCAAGUCAUCAAAGGAAGACGAGAGAGGUGCUGCUCUUGCUGUGAGAGCACGUUUGGGAGACUACGACGAAGAACUCAUCUUGGAACAACUAGCCCGCAACCGCGUCUUCCUCACCGACGACGGCCUGAAGAAGCUUCGCAAUGCCUUCAUCAUCAUUGUCGGCGUCGGCGGUGUCGGUUCUCACGCCGCAGCCGCCCUCGCCAGAUCCGGAGCUGGAAAACUGCGCAUCAUUGAUUUCGAUCAAGUCACUCUGUCGUCUCUGAACCGUCACGCUGUAGCCACCCUCGCAGACGUGGGAACACCAAAAGUACAUUGCUUACGCAAACGCCUCGAGCAAAUCACUCCCUGGACGCACUUUGACUGCCGCAACGAACUCUUCGUGGGAUCAACCGCCGAAGCCCAACUCGCGCCUUGGACCUCAGAUGGUCACAAGCCGGACUUUGUCAUCGAUGCCAUUGACAAUAUCGAUAGCAAAGUUGACUUGCUGGCGUAUUGCCACACCCACAACAUCCCAGUCAUUUCCUCCAUGGGCGCGGGCUGUAAAUCAGACCCUACACGCGUGUUUCUGGGUGAUAUCUCCACCAGUACCGACGAUCCUCUUUCUCGCUCUACACGCCGCAGACUACGCAUGAGAGGCAUCAAAGAUAAUAUCCCCGUAGUCUAUUCCUCUGAAAAGACCGCACCUGGAAAAGCCCAACUGCUUCCUCUGUCCGACGAAGAACACGCCAAAGGCAGUGUCAAUGAACUAGGCGUGUUGCCUGAAUUCAGAGUCAGGAUAUUGCCCGUGUUGGGAACGAUGCCAGCCAUCUUUGGUCUUUGCGUGGCUAAUCACGUCAUGCUUGCUCUCAGUGGCUAUCCUCACGAAUACCUACCCUCAAAAUCUAGGGACAAAAUGUAUGAUGGCAUUUUGGCUUCUCUGCAAGGAUCCGAAGAGAGAGUGGCAAGACAUAUGUCUAUCGAUCCUCUUGGCUUACGCAUCCCCAUCACCCAAGACGACGUGGGUUAUGUGGUUGAAGAAGUCUACCGUGGUCGCAGUGUCGUCAGUGGACUGGCUAGUCGAUUGGCACUUUGCCGUUGGCGCAAGCCUGAGAGCAAUUUCAUCGAUACGUCGGUGCAAGGGCAGAAGAGUUCGAGUAUUGCAGUGAAGGAUUUGGUUUGCAUGACCAAGGAUGAGGUUGCUCAGCAUGAAAAGUUGGUGUUGAAGGGGGAUAAGACGCCGGAGGAGGUGUACGAUGCUAAAGUUAUCAAGUUGGUUGAGGAGAGGAUGAAGGAGGAGGCAAAGUAUCGUGAUUUGAGGUAG
Molecule: messenger RNA, 1521 nt
Organism: Aureobasidium namibiae CBS 147.97
Lineage: Eukaryota; Fungi; Ascomycota; Dothideomycetes; Dothideales; Saccotheciaceae
Exons: 3
Coding region: 1-1521 (506 amino acids)
Biological process (GO): cyclic threonylcarbamoyladenosine biosynthetic process
Cellular component (GO): mitochondrial outer membrane
Molecular function (GO): tRNA threonylcarbamoyladenosine dehydratase activity; ubiquitin-like modifier activating enzyme activity
Source: RefSeq, a predicted model, not a curated record